AUGGCGUCUUCCAUCGGCGAUUGGGAGAAAUACAUACAGAAAUGUUUUGACAACCUGAAUGCUGGCGGGUAUCAGGACCUCAAUGAGUUCGACAUCAUUCCCACAUCCGACGACGGAUCGUUGAGGGAAGAUUCCGCAAUAUGGAAUUAA
Colletotrichum abscissum is the source of this 150-nucleotide messenger RNA. Its product is annotated as TAM domain methyltransferase. NCBI's taxonomy places the organism in Eukaryota, Fungi, Ascomycota, Sordariomycetes, Glomerellales, Glomerellaceae. Bases 1 to 150 code for a protein of 49 amino acids. The record is from RefSeq and is a predicted model, not a curated record. The transcript is spliced from 2 exons.